CACGCUCUCUUCUUUCUUUCUUUCCUUCUUUCUUUCUUUCUUUCUUUUCAAGGCUCUACUUUAGUAAGGUCUGGAGGAAACAAACGCAAUUUGGAGAAAAGUGAGGGGUCAAAAUGCAAAAUAUGAUGCUUUGGUUGUGUUACCUGGGAAUGUGGCUCAGUAGUUAGAGCAUAUAUUUAUUACUUAUCAACUUCACUCCUUGUGUUUAUGGAGUCCACGGCUAACCUCCACCAGCUUCAAGACCAGCUUCUUGUUCCUCCUCCUCCCUCGUCGUCACCGUCGUCGUCUUCUCCGCCCAUCGUUCCAUCUUGCUUUUCCCUUCCAAGCACCCAUGGCUGGACUCCCAAUAUCUCUUUGAAUAAUAAUAAUAAUAAUACUUGCAACUACAACUCAAGAGUAUUCAAUGGAUUGAGUUCUUCAGUUCCAGUAAGAUCAGAUUGUGGGGUGAAAAAUACGAACAGUUCAAUGCUUCUUCAAGAUUUGGGGUUUCAAUGGAAUGGUGCGAGUUCUUCAGGGAGCUUCUUCUCUCACUUUCUCCAUGCUGGUGGAAAGAUCAAAGAAGAAAUGUUGAACAGUCCUUCUACAAAUCAAGAUUUCCAUCCUUUUCCUUCUACAAACCACGUCAAGAAUAAUGAUUCCGAUCUGAAUGAUCCCAGCCACAAGCUCUUCAUCAAAACCCAGAUCAACGGUGGUGAUCAUACUGAACCUGGAGAAUUCUUCAACAAGAUUUACCCAAGUAUUAAUGUAUCUGAUUGGAACCUCUCGUCUCCUCCGCCGCCGCCCUUCUCAAAUUCCUUAGAUUUGAACUUACAAACGCCGCCAGAUUUGUUCCACUCACAAGAUAGCUUCGGUAUUUUUAGACAAACUCUCUCUGAUUUUCACGAUCAGAUCCAUCCGCCGGCGAUUCUCCCAUGCAUUUCAAGUAAGGUGACAACACCCUUCAGCGCUGAACUAACUGAACCAAAACGACCUUGUACCUGCAUCCGACCAAUGCUCAAUCAACCAUCUCCUCCUCCUCCUCUUAAGAAAUCGCGAUUGGACUCACGCGCUUCUUGCCCUCCAUUUAAGGUUAGAAAAGAGAAAUUAGGUGAUAGAAUUGCUGCCCUCCAACAAUUGGUCGCACCCUUUGGCAAGACAGACACAGCAUCUGUGUUAAUGGAGGCCAUUGGAUACAUUAAAUUCCUUCAAAAUCAAGUCGAGACGUUGAGCGUUCCAUACAUGAAGCCCUCCUGCAACAAAACCACUAGGCCGACAUAUCGGAGUCCGGUGGAAGGUGGACAUGAAGGGCAGCUAGAUCGAGAUCUCAGAAGUAGAGGCCUGUGCUUGGUUCCAUUGGGGUGCUUGUCUUACGUGGCCGGCGACGGCGGCGGGAUUUGGACGCCACCGGGUUUUAGUGGAGGAACUUCUAGAUAAACAUAAUUAAAGACAUUAAUUGGAAUGAGCUUAAGAAAGGUUCUCUAGUUAAGGACUAAGUUUAUAUGAAUUAAUGGAGCAAAUUUGGUCAGUCUGUUUAAACCAAUGGAGUGAUACAGAAAUGGACCAAGUUUGAUCCAUUAAUAUUAAUCAUUUCAUGUAUUAUUGUUAAUCAUCCCUUGGAUCCAGCUUCACUUACCUUAUUUU
Molecule: messenger RNA, 1620 nt
Organism: Cucurbita moschata (crookneck pumpkin)
Lineage: Eukaryota; Viridiplantae; Streptophyta; Magnoliopsida; Cucurbitales; Cucurbitaceae
Product: transcription factor bHLH110-like
Exons: 7
Coding region: 208-1413 (401 amino acids)
Biological process (GO): regulation of transcription by RNA polymerase II
Cellular component (GO): nucleus
Molecular function (GO): DNA-binding transcription factor activity, RNA polymerase II-specific; protein dimerization activity; RNA polymerase II cis-regulatory region sequence-specific DNA binding
Source: RefSeq, a predicted model, not a curated record